Brenthis ino (lesser marbled fritillary) is the source of this 4836-nucleotide messenger RNA. The record is from the annotation of a GenBank genome assembly. NCBI's taxonomy places the organism in Eukaryota, Metazoa, Arthropoda, Insecta, Lepidoptera, Nymphalidae.
AUGGAUGGUAAAACAAAAUCAUUUGAUAGUAAUCCCGCUGGAUGUUCUAAGUCGGAGUCAAUCAAUAUCCUUUUCUUGCAAAAAGCUAAAGAUGCACUGAGAGUUUAUGCAGAAGUUGUUUAUAUUAAAUGUGAGUUUACUCAUCUAGAAGAAGGUGAAAGUAGUUCAAAAUACGGUUUCUACAGAAAUCCUACUAUUUCGGCUGAUUUUAUAAAAAAAUUCUAUCAAGAAGCUGACGUUUCACCAGAUGUCGUGGAAUAUGUUGAAGCGGUUGGUUCAGCUGUUGCUGAAGCUGAUAAAUCAGAAUUACAGUCGAUUGGUGAAGUUUUUUGCAAAAAUAGAAGAGAUCCUCUAAAAGUGGGAAGUGUCAUGUCUAACAUUGGGUAUACAGAUGCUGCUUCAGGGAUAUGCGCCAUUACUAAAGUUCUCCUGGCUUAUCAUACUGGAAAGAUUGCAGCAAAUUUACAUUGUGAUUCACCUAGGCAAGAUGUUGCGGCACUCCGUGAUGGUCGAAUGUGCAUUGUCACAGAUCACAUGGACUUCAACCACUCAUACACCGCUGUAAACGGCCUGUCGGUAACAGGCAUCAACUCACAUAUCUUACUAAAAGGCCAUUAUAAGCAAAAGGAUCAAUGGCUGCCGUCGGCGUUGGAUACCAACAGGACUUUACCUUUAUUUACAUCAGCGCAAAGAAAAAUAGCAGCCGCUAUAAAAUUUGUAAUAUCCACGUAUGAUGACGAUCACGCAUAUUUAAAAGGCCAUGUCAUAAGAGAAAAGAACUUGUAUCCAUUUUCUGGAGCACUCGUAGGAGUUUGGGACACAUUAGCGAUGAUUUUAGGAGUAGAGAAGAAACAGCUGUCUGUUCAGUUUACUGAUAUACAAUUCUUUACACAACCAAUUCUUUAUAAACAGCGAAACUUGCGUUUAAAUAUAGCUUUACAUAGAGGAAAUGGCCGUUUUGAAGUAUUAGAUGAAAGUACUACAAUCGUAAAAGGUUAUAUAACUGGAGAAUUAAAAGAAGACAAACAAUACAAAGUUAAUUUAAAUUGUAAGGAAGAAAUGCAACUUAAAUCGGAUGAUAUUUAUAAACUCUUUUCUAUAAGGGAUUAUAAUUAUUCGGGUGUAUUUCGUAGUAUUUACAAUGCUAGUUUGUCAUUGUCUGAAGCUAAUAUAAAAUGGGAAGACAAUUGGGUGGCCAUGAUUGACAGUAUGCUCCAAUUAAAUGCGCUCAGAAGAAUUCAUGAAACAGUUUCUCAGCCACAUUUUAUAAGAAAAAUAAUAAUUAACGUAAAUGAGCAUUUUGAUGAAAUGUAUGAAAUAGAUGGAAUAAAAGUUACACCUGCGAGGAUAUUUGAUGUUCACGAUUAUACGAGAUGCGGUGGUAUAAUCAUGCAUAAUAUAAGAUUUCAUGAUUUGCCAACUGUCUAUAAAAAUGUUGGACUAAAAACCCUAAAAUUUAUUCCACACUUUUCUACAAACACCAUCGAUAAAGCGUCAGCACUCUCUACUUAUAUACAAAUAUCUGCAGAAAAUUUAAAUAAACACGAUUUAAAUAUUAUGGAAAUUAUUGAAAAUAGUGUCUCUGAAUUUGUUGAUACUAAUCAAAUUCUCACUGAAAUUCCUGGAAUACAGGCAAAUUAUUCAGUUAUUACAAGAGAUAGACUUAAAACAAGUCAUAUUGCUUCAUUGGGUGAAAUCGAUUUGCUGUUAGUGUCAAAUCUAUUUGAUAAAGAUGAUUUAUGUCAAAUGCUACACCGAGUUCUUAGAUGCGAUACUUUUGUGGUUAACUAUGGGAAGUAUAAAGCAGAAAUUUCGAGGGAUCGUCCAUCAUCUCUAUACCAAAGUAUUUGUACACAUACAAUAGGGUCAACAGUUCUAGAACUAGUGUUGUGGCGUCCCACUGAAUCAAAAGUUGGUACUAGUGCUGUAACAGUUUACACCGAAUCUGAUUUUGCUCUACUUAAUUCAAGAAUAACAGCAAUACCAUUAAAUCAAAAGCUUGUGAUAUUAACCUCGUAUCCUCCAUUAGCUUCUUUAAAAACAGCAGUGAAGAAAUGGAGAAAAAAGGAUAACCGCAAAAUUAAUCUAAUCAUGAAUAAUGAGUUUUUCAGUACCUCGAAUCUGGAUAAAAUACCACUAACUGACAUAGCCGUUAAUAUUUUGCAUAAAGGCGCGUGGGGCGGAGAAUAUUACUUACCUGCAAAAGAAAUUUCAAGCAAAGAAGGACUCGGAUUAGAGCUUAAUAUUAGACAGUUAGGUGACCUAGACUCCUUGCAUUGGACAGAAUUACCGGAGCCUAGAGGCGCAGGCAUAAAUGUAAAGGUUCAUUUUGCUGGAAUAAAUAUUGUUGAAGUACAGAACAAAAUAGGAGUUAUUUCCUGCGAUAAAGAAGACAUGCAACUUUUCGAUUUUAGUGGAACUACUGAUAGCGGAGCUCGUGUAAUGGGAAUUGCCAAUUAUGAAUCUAUAAGAACUCAUGUAAGCGUGAAACCGGAAUAUCUGUGGCCUGUGCCGGCACAUUGGACUAUGGAAGAUGCAGCUACAGUUCCAUUGGCCUACUGCCUCGCUCUUUAUUGCUUGUGUUUUAAGGGACAGUUCCAGCCUGGAAUAACAAUUUUGGUACAUGGAGGCGCUGGUGCUCUCGGCCAGGCAGUUAUAUCAAUUGCUUUGGCAUAUGGCUGCAACGUUUUUACUACUGUUAGCGAUAUCAACAAAAAGAGAUUCCUGCAAAAACUCUUCCCAGAGCUUAAAGAAAGUCACAUUGGAAAUUCACGUGAUAUAAGUUUCGGAGAUAUGGUGAUACACGCUACAAAGGGUGAGGGUUGUAAUAUAAUCAUAAACUGUGUUAAAAGUGCCCUUAAAAAUAAGUUGCCGUUAAUGCUUACCGAGGGUAUUGCCCGUGGAUACGUCCGGCCACUAUCUCGUGUGACGUAUUCCCCACAAGAUGUAACACGUGCAUAUAGUCUUCAAGCUGGAAGCCGUCAUCGUGGACGUGUACUACUCGACUUACAAAAGGAUCUAUCUCAUGUUCAGACAAAAUUAGCUUGUUCUACUCAACUACAACAGCUGGUAAUAUCAGAGAACGAAUUGAUGGCAUUAAAAUUAGUCGACAGACUAGUGUACCGUGGAGCUAGAAAGAUAAUACUAGUUUCUGCAUGUGAAUCAUCAAAUUGUCUAUCCCAAAAAUUACGAACAUGGGUUAAACAAGGAGUACAUGUACAAGUGAUUCCUGAAAAUAUGUUUAGUUCAAAUAGCAUUAUCAAUUUACCUACUGAAGAUCAGUCGUUUGCAGGCAUUGAAGGAAUAUAUUACAUAGUUUCUGCAAAUGCAAUAAGUGAGAAUAGUUACGAAAUAUUGGAGCAGAUCAAACUAAUAUCGCAAAAAUUAUGCUCAAAUUUAAAAUAUUUUGCUAUUAUUAACGACGGAAAAGAUGAUUUUGAAGGAACAGUUUUAUCUAAAUUUGUUGACAAUCAAUUACUAACCUGGAUUAAGCUGCCUGCUAUAAAAAUGGUACAUAAGAUUAAUGAAAAUGAAUUAGAUGAAGCUAUUUCAGCAGCAAAUGCGAUUGAUGCCAUUGAAAAAGCAAUUUGCCUGAAAAAACGGGCUAUACUUAUACAUUCCUUAAAAAAAUCUCAUGCUAGGUCCUUGGUACAUGAAUUAAGUUCAAAAACAGGCAUAAAUAUACCAGAUGAUAUACCAGAAAGUACUUUUAUAGCAGAUUUGGAUAUUGAGCCUGUUAAGCUAGCAAUAUUUAGGUCUUAUUUGUAUAAUACUUAUAACAUAUUCUUAAACGAAAAUAGUCUACCAGCCUUGACUAUUAAAUCACUUCGUCAAUUAGAAGAUAAGUUGACAGAAAAAGAGUAUAAAGAAACUAAAGGAUUCGACACAUUCUGGUCAAAUAUUGAUAAUGAUGAGCUGCUUGCUACAACCGAACUGGUGUUGUUACCGACACUGAUAAUCAGUUCAUUGAUGCGCGAAGAUGAAUUUGAUGUAAAUCAAACGUACUUGUGCGUGGUACCAGGAGUAGAAGGUCUUCAUUCACGAUUCCAAAUUCUGUGUGAGCGCCUAAAGUUACGUGCCCUCGUAUUGCAGCCUGGCCUUGUUAGACCUAACGAAACGAUUCAAGAAAUGGCUGACAGAUUUGUAAAGACCCUUCUCAAAAAGACGCGGUUGAAAAAUAGAUUUUACUUACUGGGUUAUGAAACUGGUGUUAUGGUGGCAUUAGAAAUGGCGGCAAUUUUGGAAAAUCAAGGUGUAACUGGCACUGUAUUUUGCAUUGGCGGUGCUCCUAAUGAAGUGCAAACGGUAAUUGAGGAAAAGCUUGAAAAUUACAAUACUGAGGAAGAACUACAAAAUGCCGUUAUACGACAUAUGUUUAGUUUAUUUUCUAAAGAAAAUACGUUGGAUUUAGACAAGGCUCUACAAGAAAGCUCGACGUGGGUAGAAAAGGUGUCGCUAGCCACACGCAUUUUAUGUGGCCAAGUUAGGCAUUCAAAUGAAUAUACAAAGGAGCUCAUAAGUGCGGCAUAUUCAAGAAUUGUACAAGCUCGUCGUUAUAAUGCUGAACCCCGUCAACUUCAGUCUCUUUUAAUAUCGAUCCGGCCUUCAUCGACCCGUGAUCGGCAUUUGAAUAAUAACCUGCCCUCUUUGCAAAACUAUUCACUACGCAAGGUAGUCGAAUAUCAAUUGGAGUCUCCAUUUGCUUAUGCUGCCUAUGACUUGCGUUGCAGUGCGAUAGUUAAUCAUCAUCUUGAUGAAGAUAUUCUGGAAGCUUUUGAUAAAAUAAAUUUGUGCGAAUCAUACCUUAUAAAUGCUAACUCAUAUAUGUCAAGGCAA